Messenger RNA from Belonocnema kinseyi, 1631 nucleotides. Its product is annotated as zinc finger protein 320-like. NCBI's taxonomy places the organism in Eukaryota, Metazoa, Arthropoda, Insecta, Hymenoptera, Cynipidae. The record is from RefSeq and is a predicted model, not a curated record. Bases 332 to 1207 code for a protein of 291 amino acids. The transcript has 5 exons.
AGUCGAAUUGAUGGUGGGCCGUACUCUUGAAGAACUGAUGAUGUUUCUUCUGGCAAUAAUUUUGAUGCGAAGAAUUUAACUUGCAUAAUUAAAUAUGAAAAUGAUGAAAGUUUUAAAAUAAAGGAAGAAACAAUCUCUGAUCCAGAAAGCAAGGGCGUAAGGGUCCAAAACCCUGAUGAAGAACAUGAUUCAAAAGUUAGCAUCGUAGAUUUAAGAUAAGCUGCUAUUUUGGACAUCUGCAAACUGAGGACUAAAUUGAAGCAAAAAAUUACUUCUCACAUUUCUUCUGGCUGUAAGUCUACUGCCAAGACUUUAAUUGCAAACGACAUCGAUGAAACAAUGGAUACUAAAGAAGAAAUCAUGCAAGAUCAACAAAUACCCCAAAAAAGGUUUAACAAAAAAUAUGAGUCAAAAUGGCUUAUUGAGGUUAAAAAAGAAGAUGACAUUCUGGUUUCUAAUAAACUGGAAAACCAAAAGAGGCAGCAACUUCAAGAAUCAAAUCUGGAAAAGACGUACAAAUGCGAAAACUCAACAAAGCAAGAAGUCAAAGAAAUCAAAAGGAAGACAUCGUUCGUCAUAUUCUCGUACAACCGCUCGCACUUCUUCUGGCAAUAAGUCUGCUGUCAAGACUUUAAUUGAAUACGACGUCGAUGAAACUUUGGAUAUCAAGGAAGAAGUCAUUGAAGAUGAAGAGAUUGCCCUAGAAAGGUUCAAUAGAAAAUAUGAGUCAAAAUUCCCUAUCGUGUGUAAAAGAGAAGAUGAUGUUGUGGAUGCUGCCAAACUGCGGACUCAAAAGAAGCAAAAACUUCCGAAAUCAAACCCGGAAAAAAAGUACGAAUGUGAAAAAUGUGCUCGAAUGUAUAAACACAAACACAGUUUAACUUCUCAUCAGAGAUUUAAUUGUAACGUCAUGCCACAGUUUGGAUGUCAAUUCUGCAACAAACGAUUUAAACAUAAACAUCACCUGAAUAGACAUAUAAUUAUUGCGCAUGAAAAAAAAGACUCCAAGGAGUCGGUAUUGUGGCAUAAAUGCGACAUAUGCCUUAGAAUUUAUCGUUCUUUAGGGGGUUUAAAUACCCAUAAACGUGCAGAACACGCAGCAGUCAAGAGACAAUUUAUUUGCCACUAUUGUUCUAUUAUUAUGAUACAAAAAUGUCAUUUGUCCAAACAUAUUAGUACAGUUCAUCGCAACUUAUUCCAGUGGUAAAUCUUUAAUCCUGAAUGAAAAUAUAUUUUUAAUUAAAACCAUUCUUAUUUUUUGGCUAUAUACCUGAUGUUUCUUUAUGUGAAAAAUUGUUUAUAAUAAUCAACGGUUCUGAGAAUUAUUAUUAGAUGAAUAUGUUAAUAGAACUCAUUUAUUCUGCAUCGAAUUCGAAAUUAAUGCAUAAAUGCGACAAAUGUUCUGGAGACCAUAUUUCGCUAUUGGAGAUUAAAAUAUACAUAAUUUUUAAGAACAUGCUUGAGUUAUACCAUCACAAAAGAAUUGUUAUUAAGUUAAUAUUUAAGUAUUGUUGUCGUAAUUUCACAUGAAGUCAAGUACAUUUGCACGUCUUUUAGAAAUUUAUAUUUUGGACAAUAAUCAGCAUUAAAGAAAUGUUUAUUGUGAUGUGGAGAUUGAUUUAAAAAAAAAU